AUGGGAAAUGCCUCUGAUAUUGAAUUGUUUGUGUCCAAAAUAUCCAAGGAGAGUGACUACAUUCUGGCCUCCAUCUACACCCUCUUUGGUGUCAUGUCUCUGAUGGGGAACAGCAUCCUGCUGUUUGUGGCCUACCGGAAGAAGUCCUCUCUGAAGCCGGCCGAGUUCUUUGUCAUCAGUCUGUCCAUCAGUGACCUGGGCAUGACCUGCACUCUGUUUCCCUUCGCCAUCCCCUCUGCUUUGUACCACAGGUGGCUGUUUACUGAGCCCAUGUGUAUGGUCUAUGCCUUCUGUGGUGUCUUCUUUGGCCUGUGCAGUCUGACCAACCUGACUGUCCUCUCAUCCGUGUGCUGGCUCAAAAUCUGCUGCCCCAACUACGGCAGCAAGUUCUCACCGCGGUACGCUUGCCUCCUGGUGUUAUGCUCGUGGUGCUAUGCGCUGAUCUUCGCCGUGGGGCCCGCGACCGGGUGGGGGGAGUAUGGCCCUGAGCCCUACGGCACGGCCUGCUGCAUCAACUGGCAUCUACCACACACCAACAAGACGGCGAUGAGCUACAUCAUCUGCCUCUUCCUCUUCUGCUACAUAGUGCCCUGCUCCGUCAUCUUCCUCUCUUACCUCUUCAUCCUGCUGACGGUGCGCGGCGCCCAAAAGGCUGUGCAGCAACACGUCUCACCCCAGAACAAGAUCACCAACGCCCAGACGCUUAUCGUCAAGCUCUCCGUGGCGGUGUGCAUUGGCUUCCUGAUGGCGUGGAGUCCUUACGCACUGGUCUCCAUGUGGGCAGCGUUCUGCAGCUCAGAUGAUAUCCCCCCCAUAGCGUUUGCGGUGGCGGCCAUCUGUGCCAAGUCCUCCACCCUCUAUAACCCUAUGGUCUACUUGAUAUUCAAGCCCAACUUCCGCAGACUCGUAUGCCGGGACGCUACUCUCUGUUGCCAUGUCAUGUGCCAUUGCCUGGGCCCGCCCGAACCAGCCCCGAAGGAAUCGUGCGAGUUGUCGCGGCGCCAGGGGAUCAAGGAGGACGGCAACUCCACACGGCAGUCCAACGGGCUGCCUGAGACGCAUGUGGCCUGCAGGCACUGCCCCGAGGGCAUGCCGGGCCAAUGCCUGGACGUCACACCACUCAGGACUGCCCGGAUCCUCACCGGCUCCAUCAACCGCGAGAUGGCAGUCAGCCAGCUUUCCAACGACCACAGCGACUUCCUGUAGCGCUGGAGAGAGGGCUUGUGGGAUAUGGGAAAAGGUGUGAGGGGGGGGGGGGGGUUGGCAGGGAGAAGCCUGGUGAGGUGGUGGAUAUGAAGAAAGAGGUGCUGAAGUGCUCAGCUGGGAGGAGUAAGACAAAGAAGACUGAUCAUCAACUAUCAAAGAGCCUUUUUAGAGGAUCUCUUCAUUCUGCCUCAAAACAAACAAGGAAAAAAAACAUGAAAAAAAUCCUGAACAGCCUCAAAAACACAGGUCUUAUACAGGUCAGACAAAUGCCUCAAAUUACUUUUUGUUACUGCCAAAUGUGAAAAACUCUUUUUUUUCAAAAAAUUACACAAACACAAUCAAAAAGUGGACCAACUAUGACAGGAGGAGGAGUGCUCUUGCAAAGAGCAAGCAA
Clupea harengus (Atlantic herring) is the source of this 1600-nucleotide messenger RNA. It is a transcript of the gene opn7b, whose product is annotated as opsin-5-like. Gene Ontology annotation, molecular function: G protein-coupled receptor activity. Lineage: Eukaryota; Metazoa; Chordata; Actinopteri; Clupeiformes; Clupeidae. The transcript has 5 exons. Gene Ontology annotation, cellular component: membrane. The coding region runs from base 1 to 1206 and encodes 401 amino acids. The record is from RefSeq and is a predicted model, not a curated record. Gene Ontology annotation, biological process: G protein-coupled receptor signaling pathway; visual perception.